Messenger RNA from Diuraphis noxia (Russian wheat aphid), 2415 nucleotides. Its product is annotated as Transducer of ERBB2. The record is from RefSeq and is a predicted model, not a curated record. Gene Ontology annotation, cellular component: cytoplasm; nucleus. Gene Ontology annotation, molecular function: transcription corepressor activity. Gene Ontology annotation, biological process: regulation of gene expression. NCBI's taxonomy places the organism in Eukaryota, Metazoa, Arthropoda, Insecta, Hemiptera, Aphididae.
UUUAUUAUCGUACAUACUAUAUUCCUACAUAUUUUUUAUGUACCGUCAUAGUUUUUGGUCUUUUUGAUUUUGAAUUAAGAUUCAACACUGGCAGCCCAACAGUUCCAACGGAGGAAUUACUUAACCGCCUUUGGAAACUACUGUUGGGAACUAAAAGUCGUUGAGGCCAUAACUCUGAAAACGACAGUCAUAAUUAAUACUUAAAUUAAUUCAACCAGCACAUACUCGAAAUCGCGUCAAGAUGCAUAUCGAGGUUAGCGUAGCGUUGAACUUUGUGAUCUCGUACCUGUACAACAAAUUACCCAGACGACGAGUGAAUAUAUUCGGCGAAGAGCUGGAAAAAUGUCUGACUGAGAAAUUCGCUGGACACUGGUACCCGGAGAAACCGUACCGCGGCUCGGCGUACCGGUGCAUCAAAACGGGAUCUCCGAUCGACCCGGUGUUCGAGAAGGCGUCCCGCGAGAGCGGCGUGGCCAUACAGGACAUCCUGGAGAACUUGCCACAGGAUCUGGCCGUGUGGGUGGACCCCGGCGAAGUCAGUUACCGCAUCGGCGAGAAGGGUGCCGUGAAGAUCUUGUACAACGAGAACAGCGGUGGCCUACAGUUCGACACACACGACGACCGGACCGCCGACCGAGAGGUCAUCAAAACCUUCAACCCCGAAGCGCAGUGUUUCCGGCCUAUCGAUUCAGUAGCGUCCAGCUUGAGUUCUCUGAGCAUUUCGCCACCGGACAAGUGUUCGGUCGGUUCGCCAACGCUYGGCAGCGGUUCCAACAACUCGUCACCGACGCAUCAUAACCAYCUCCAUCACCACCACCAACAACUACAACAACAACACCAUCCUCACCAACAGCAACAACAAUUAAUACAGCUACAACAGUCACAGCACAACCAGCUGUUGUUCGGCAAGCCGUGUGGCGGAAGCAGCAGCAGCAGCAGUAGCAGCAGCAGUAGCAGCAGCAGCAGUAGCAGCAGCAGCAGCACUGCAAGCAACGGCAACAGUCAGCAAUCGCCGCAGCAACAGCAGCAACAGCAGCCGCGGAGCCCGAACGGUGCAGGUCCUGCGGUCGCGGCUGGCGCUUACGUGCCGUGCCGACAGCCAUCGGUUCCGUUGACGUUUACAACCGCCUCGUUCGCGCAGACCAAGUUCGGCAGCACCAAACUCAAGUCCAACAACAAGCGAGCUAACAGGUUUCUGAUGACUGAUGUUAUGGAAAAGAUGUCGCCGACAGAGUUCGCCAACUACAUCAAGCAGMGGGCGGCCAUGCAGCAGCAACAAAUUGUGGUCGGCUGUGGUGCGGGUGUCCUGCAACAACAGCAGCAACGUCCGGUGUCGCCGGUGCAGCAACACCACCGUGGCGGCCAGAACGGCGACGUCGCGUCCAACUACUUCUUCCAGCAGCAACAGUACAACAACAAUCACCAAGGCGGCGGUGCCGGUUACCAAAGGCUGCGGCAGUCCAAUGGAGGCGGUUAUCACCGGAACAGCGGCAAUAUUGCCACUGCGGAUUACGCACCACCGCAAUUGCAGUUUGCCAACGGCGGCGGUAGCGGUUGGCAGAGCUUCGGCGGAGAUUUCGGGCCACAGCACUUUGGCGGUUCGCCCAUGGGCCCGCUGUCGCCGGCCAAUUAUGGUACGGGGCAACAGAUGCAGUCCACCGUAACUCCGAUGCAUCAGCAACAGCAACAACAGCAACAGCAGCAAAAGAUGCAGGACAACUACAACGCCAUGGGAUUGGGAUCGUCGACGUCGUCAUCGUAUAGGUCCAGUCCUUUCCAACAUUUGUUGGUGGCCAACUGAUUUCUGCCAGCCUGGCCGAUAAKAGACGGUUAAGAGCGCCCCUAUCACCACCAAACCCACUCCCCUUGUACCGAAAAUUUGAGGCCCAUCCACCGUCUUGACCUAGUUAUAAACGGUAGAAGACCGACCCACCCCAUCCCCUCCAUCCGCCCACCUUGUUAUCAUUAUUAUUAUUUUUAUAUAAUACCCUCUUUUAAUACAUUACAUAUUAUAUACAUAGAUAAGUAAACCCCCUGGCGCGCCUUCCCCUUCUCCGCCUUUAAAGGUAAAUAAUGAAUGUUAUUUACAUUACAUUUUUAGGCAUAGGUACAUACGUUAUUAUUAUAUUAUAUAUUAUUUCCGUUUUUCCAAUUCCCGUAUUUUAAUAGCAGUGAGCUUGUCUCAUUCACCUGUCAACAUCAUUUUAAAACUAUAUWAUAUACAUAUACUACUGUUACCCAUUGGCUUCUAAAACUAUAGUAAAUUAUCUCUAUUGACAUCAUUUCAAAUAUUAUAUCGAUAUAGGCAAUAUUAGGCCAAUGCUCGAAAACUACUACAACUACUUUAUAAUAUAAUCUACCAUUUGAGCAGACACUUAAUAAAAAAAAAUGUUUAUUCUCUUUGGAAAAAUAAAA